Molecule: messenger RNA, 10679 nt
Organism: Pipra filicauda (Wire-tailed manakin)
Lineage: Eukaryota; Metazoa; Chordata; Aves; Passeriformes; Pipridae
Gene: CELF1
Product: CUGBP Elav-like family member 1
Exons: 15
Coding region: 323-1792 (489 amino acids)
Biological process (GO): mRNA splice site recognition; regulation of alternative mRNA splicing, via spliceosome
Cellular component (GO): ribonucleoprotein complex; cytoplasm; nucleus
Molecular function (GO): mRNA 3'-UTR binding
Source: RefSeq, a predicted model, not a curated record
GGUGCUACGGCGGAGCCGGGCGGACCCCGGGGCGGGGGAGCGGCUCCCCCGGGUUCGGCCGCCGGCGGCCUGCCGGGCUGGGCGCUUAUCGUAGCAACCGGCGUGCGGUUCCCCGCUGUCCUCGGCACGGUGGGGUCUGUCCUCCGGAGCAGUGAAACGUUUGCUGGUGCACCAGGGAGCGGAGGCGUGGCAAUGGCAGAUUCUGCACGGUAGAGUUCAUGGCAAGUAUUUGUCUAAUAUAAGCCAAGCAAGACGCACAUACAAGCUUAAGACUGAAGACUGGAACGGCUAGAGGGAGGUGCAUAGCUGCAGCUCAAAGAAAAUGAAUGGCACACUGGAUCACCCAGACCAACCUGAUCUAGAUGCUAUCAAGAUGUUUGUGGGUCAAGUCCCACGGAGCUGGUGUGAGAAGGAUCUAAGAGAACUUUUUGAACAGUAUGGUGCUGUCUAUGAAAUCAAUGUCUUGAGGGACAGGAGCCAAAACCCUCCUCAAAGCAAAGGGUGCUGUUUUGUUACAUUUUAUACCCGUAAAGCUGCACUAGAAGCACAGAAUGCUCUUCACAACAUGAAGAUCCUCCCAGGGAUGCACCAUCCUAUCCAGAUGAAACCAGCUGACAGUGAAAAGAGUAAUGCAGUAGAAGAUAGGAAGUUGUUUAUUGGAAUGAUAUCCAAGAAGUGCAAUGAAAAUGAUAUCCGAGUGAUGUUCUCCCCCUUUGGGCAGAUUGAAGAAUGCAGGAUAUUACGGGGCCCAGAUGGCCUGAGCAGAGGUUGUGCAUUUGUGACUUUUACAACAAGAGCCAUGGCACAAACAGCAAUCAAAACAAUGCACCAAGCACAAACCAUGGAGGGCUGCUCUUCUCCCAUUGUGGUAAAAUUUGCAGACACGCAGAAGGACAAAGAGCAGAAACGAAUUGCUCAGCAACUCCAGCAACAAAUGCAACAGAUCAGUGCUGCCUCAAUAUGGGGAAACCUGGCUGGUCUCAACACACUUGGACCCCAGUACUUAGCACUUUAUUUGCAGCUCCUUCAGCAGACAGCAGCUGCUUCAUCUGGGAACCUGAACACAUUGAGCAGCCUCCACCCAAUGGGAGGACUGAAUGCGAUGCAAUUACAGAACCUGGCUGCGUUAGCAGCUGCAGCCAGUGCAGCUCAGAACACACCGAGUGGUACCGCUGCACUCACUUCCUCCAGCAGUCCCCUGAGUGUGCUCACCAGCUCAGCAGGUUCCUCACCUAGCUCCAGUAGCAGCUCCUCUGUUAAUCCAAUGGCCUCUCUUGGAGCAUUGCAGACGCUGGCAGGGGCUACAGCAGGCCUCAACGUUAGCUCUUUAGCAGGAAUGGCAGCCUUAAAUGGAGGACUUGGCAGUGGUGGUCUUUCAAAUGGGACAGGUAGCACAAUGGAAGCCCUCACACAGGCUUAUUCUGGAAUCCAGCAAUAUGCUGCUGCUGCACUGCCCACACUCUAUAACCAGAGUCUCUUAACACAGCAGAGUAUUGGUGCAGCGGGAAGUCAAAAAGAAGGUCCAGAGGGAGCCAAUCUGUUUAUCUACCAUCUUCCCCAGGAGUUUGGGGAUCAGGAUCUGCUGCAGAUGUUCAUGCCAUUUGGAAAUGUCGUCUCUGCCAAGGUGUUCAUUGACAAGCAGACCAAUCUAAGCAAGUGUUUUGGUUUUGUAAGUUACGACAAUCCUGUCUCUGCACAGGCUGCCAUUCAGUCAAUGAACGGCUUUCAGAUUGGCAUGAAGCGUCUGAAAGUACAGCUCAAGCGCUCUAAGAAUGACAGCAAGCCAUACUGAGCACCCUCCCCUCCGGGACUGGAGUGAGAAGGAUCUUCUGGUAAGUUGGAGAGGAGCGCACUUAAGUGAUUCGAAGCCCUAAGGCUGUGUUUUUACAGUCCUGGAAGCUGAUCCAUGCCUUCUAUCUGGCACAUCUUCCCUUGAAGACUCUGCUGCAGCCUCUGCUGAGAAUCCCGCUUCGGAUGGAGGACAAGUUUGUGCUUUUGUUUCCAGUGUUUUACUUUGGAGUUUAGGUGCCAUAUCGCUGAGGUUUUUUUGUUUAGUUUUGUUUUUUUUUUCUCCCUUAUUUGAAGUUUGCUGUGUUUGUAACCAGUGUGUGUUGAGAAGGACCAAUGCCAGCUCCUUGUGGAUGGGGAGAGAAGGUUAAAGGGAGCAGCAGAAACUGACACCACACUGCCUUGGGUAGAGAGGAGAAGGGAAAGCAGAAAUAACACAGAACAGCUGAUGAAAACAAAGACAGGGAAGGAGAACAGUCUUGGGUGAAGAAGAACCGACUCCAUGUAGUCUUUGUCAUGCCCCAUCUGCUCAUGGAAAUUUCCUUAACUGUAUGCCAUGGUGAGGAUUUAGUAAAUCAUCUCUAAAGCAGGAGACAGGCUAAAAGAGUGAACAUAUUAACAAGCCAAAGGAAAACUGCAGUGUUUUUGUUUUUUUUUCUGCCGUAUAUAAAGUAGUGUUUAUAUAGCACUGUGAAUGUACACAGCACUUUAUAAGAUUGUUAGAUAAUGUCUCUGCCCAGAAAAUUUCACUGUCCCUUUACAGUGGAAUAUUAAUGAGAUGCAGUGAAUUUCUCCAUAUAUAAGAAAACGUCUCCUAUGUACUUUAUCUAGGUUUUGUGGGAAGGUAGAGACAACUUAGUCUGGAUGAAUACAUCUGAGGCUGGAAACAAACUUUUGAUCCCUGGUAACCUGCAGACAUUUUUUGACAAUUUUUCUUGUUAACAGUUGAUCCCAUUCCCCAUUUCUGUGGAAUAAUGUCCUUUUUUGCUAUGAUAGCUAUGAAUUCCUUCUCAUAAGCAUAAUGUAAGUGCUGAUUGUUUAUUGAAAUGAUAACUUCCUCUUUUGUUGAGGGGUUUUUUGUUGUUUGUUGGUUUUUUUAACAAACAAAACAAUUUGUGCAGUGACAUGGUCUAGUAAUUAGGUGUUUUUUUAUACUGCAGUUUUCCUUUAAGGUGGUGUGUACCAGUGCAGAACAGGCUAACCCAGGAGCUGUGGAACCAGAGUAUUGAGCCAUUCAUUCAAUCUUUUUCUGCCUUUUGGUACUAGCUGUUAUCUUCUCUAUUGAGGGAAAAUUGAACACACCCCUUAAGUGCACACACAUUUUUUCUGCAUAUUAGUGAAAUUGCUAGUGCCUUGCUAAGGGCCUUUUGUUAUUCACUGGUUUUAGGGGGCUCAAAGGACUUUUGACACUCUGGCCUGAGCUAUUGUAAGAAAUCCAUGUAGAAUUCCAUUUCAUAACCAUCAAAAUCCACCUCUGUCACAAGAGGAAGUUUACAAUUUCUGUGUGUCUAUAACAGAGGUUCGAUUUACCUCAUAUUUUCUUCUUUUCCUUGUUUUCUUUGUAUUCCUGAUUUGUGAGGCUGUUUCCCAGGGCACCAGCUAACACUGCAAUCUGGAAGCCAGCUGCUAGAUGAUGAGUGCCUGGGUCAGAGGUGGGGUCAGAACUUUGUGUUCUGCUCCACCAGGAGGAGCAGUAAACCCAUCAAAACUGAGAUCACAGUCAGAAUCCCCACUUGUGUGCAGUGUUCUGUUGGGAAUGUCAGGCAUUUCCAGGAACUGGGCCCCCUGUGAUCUCAAACCUCAGAAAACAAGGCCUGACCUGUAACAUCCAAGGGGGAGCCCUUUUCAGCUCUUAGAUUGAAAAUCAAACAGUUAAUGUCAGUCUGUCCAUAUUGAUGGCAGACAGAUACAUCUGUCAGUAUUAUUCAAAUAAUUUUGUGGUGGCUAAAUUUCAAAGGCCAGAUUGCCAAAUUUCCCAGUUAUGCUGGCAUGUGGUACCCUUCUAUGUUAAUUAUUUGAAUCUCUCUAGAAACGUAAACAUACACUGAAGUGAACCAUGUACACUUGAAUUCUGCACCAUGGGAAAGAUGUGUCCUGGUUUUCUGAAAAAAGAGUGUUGGAGUGUGAAGGCCUCCAGGGUGAUAAUGGGAUUUUUUUAUAUAUAUAUAAAUAAUAUACUUUUCAGAAAAAGAAAAAAAAAAAAACAGGAAAAAAAAAACAUAGUUGGGAGCAACUGCUCCAAGUGCAACCUGCUGUAACCAAGAAUGUUGUUUCUAUUUUUAUAGAAGUUUUAUACCGCUCCAGGGUGGAGAAUAUUUAUUACCUAAAUUAUUUCACUGGAAAAAAAGGCCAGGGUUUUGUAGAAUCCUGAAUGUGAUUGUUUAACACACAUAAUGAUGUGCAUGAUUGAAACUACUGAUUUUCAGUGGCCUGUUUGCAGCCCAACAACUGCUAAACAAGGAAGAUGAAUGCUGUGAACCAGUGGAGGAGAGCACUGUGCUCUGGGGUCUCUACAGUCACUCUUACCUUCUUUGUACCCUACCCCACUGUACUGUCAAAGACCUUUGUCCUGUUUUUCUUUUAACCUGAUGCUCUGGCCUCUUUACUAGUCAUUUCAGUUGCCCAUAAUUAGAUAUUUUAGCUUCUUCAUCCUAUAGUGUGUCCUCAGUACUGUUGACGGAUCAAGCUUGGCAUUGUUGCAAAUAGGUGUGACCCCUGUUGACUUCAGGAGAUUCACCAGUUUACACCGUGGCUUAGUUUGAUCAGUGACUCCUCCCAGACAUAAUCACCUUAAGUCACCUAACUUGGGCUAGCUCUUGUGCCUUACUGGCAUAACUAUAAGUAUUGCCAAAAAGAAAAGGAAAAUAAAUCUAUGCAGGUUAAAUUUUAAAAGAUGUGAUCCUCAGAUGGUUUGACUCAAUGCAGUUCAGCUCUCUUCAGUAGAGAGCUGCAUCAGUUUUCACCAGCUGAAGAUGUUGCCCUUUUUUGUGUAUUUGUUUCAGAUUUCCUUUUCUUGGUGUAUCAAUGUGUAUGUUGCCAAAGUUAAUAAAUGUAUCAAGUUUGUGACUUGGGCAGAUUUUUUUUUCUGAUAACAGAACUGAUCAGAUAAAAUCAACUUUCUAUGUCUGUUUGAUGGCUGCCACUGAUUAUGGAGAUUUAGGCUGCUCUUGCUUUUCAGUCUUAAGCCAGUUUUCUUCCUCACUCAUUGGCAGGAAAGUCUGGGAUUUUGGGUACUUGGGAUUUACAUAUUUUAUUUUAUUCUUAAUUCUUAUCAUGCUCUCAUUCAAGUGCAAAUCAAAUCAGUGUCAAAUACUUUAUUUCCUGGAUAGCAAGAUAAAAAUUGGUUGGGUUCAAAUAAACUGCAGAAGGUUGCCUGAAGUAGCCACAUAGACAAAGUAUGCUGUAUGAUCAAAACCAAAGAAUCUGCAUUUUCCACAACAAAAAGUAGGACUUCAGAUUAAAUACAAUUCCUUAUUAUGCGUGCCACCAGGAAAUAUUUAACAUAUUUUAAGUUACAAGGUGGGAUUAUCUACUUCAUAGAUUUAUUUUUUCUCAGGAGAUAUUUGAUUUUACUGCUGUAAUAAGGUGAAAGUAUUAUGAACUUAGUCUGAUACUACUUAAUGUCAGUAUUUUAGUAACUGAAAUCGUAUUUUUUUCAGUCCCCUAGAUAAUCAACAGUCCAAAAUAGGAUAGCUCUUUGUAAUUUAGUUUUUUCUUCCAUUAGUGCAAAGCUUGCAUUAUUAAAAAGUUCCUUUGAUAUAUAGUAACUAAAAUUUAAUCCUAAGCAGAAUGAGGAUUGGAAUUUUUCAAAAAUCUCUGAGUCAAAAAUGGGGAAUAGCUGUUUAUAUUUUGUUGGUGAGGUAGUUUCCUAGCUGUGGACAUUGCUAUCUGGAAAAUAGGCACCUCAGAAAAAUUUUCACUGGCAAAUACAUGUAUCAAGAAAAAGCUUUUCUGCUGAAUACUGAAAGUCACAUAGUGUGAUAAUUUUAUCAUGCAAGCUGGAUCUAACUGAACUGUUUCUUCUUGUUAAUGAUUGUGAGUUAGGGAAAAACAGCCAAACAGAAUGAAGUUGUUCCUGUUUCAUUUGUAAGUGUCUAAAUACAACUUGCAUAAAGCAAAUUUCAAAUGAAGGGUGCAACUAUGAACAUGUAAGAUGCUUUGAAAGCCUCUUGUUGUGGGCAUUUAAACCUGAGGAUGUUUUAUAUCCCUGAACAUACCUAGCACAAAAUAUGAAACACGGAAGGUAGAUUUAUCACUGUUGUGAAAAUUAAAAAAGGACAAACUGGAAUAACUUUCUCCGAGUCUUUAAGUUCUUCUCCAGCAUCUCAUGGUUCUGUUCUUGUAGGCCAGUCUUUCCGCAGGACUUUGAUGAAACUUAUUCUUUCUCCUCAGCAUUGCUAAGUGAAAUAUUUGAAAAAUCUCUGUAAAACAAACAAAUCACACAGAGCAUUUUGAUGGUACAUGCAUAGAUGUCACUUGAUUUCAUGCUGCUUCUUGUUUCUCAUGCCUCAGUUCAUGAUGAAUUUGCCUUUCUAGUUUAGUAGUGAAACCUUACACCUAUCUGCAAACUAUCUAGAGUAUUUCUAGAGAUACAGAAAAAACUGCAAGAGUUGCAUUGUACUCUGUUUGCUGGAGUUGGUUUAAACUCUAUACUAAGUCCUUUCCUUUUAUUGGAAAGCAUGAAGAGCAAAUUAAUCUCAGCAGUACUAAUAAGAGGAGUGUUGCCGGUUUAGUUGACAAUGUGCUUCUUGUUGCUUCGGAACUAGAAACAACACUUGUUACUCUCAAAUAUGCUAUAAAUGCCGUAAGAUAAUAUGCAAAUCUCACCUUGUUCUAGUCUCUAACCAGCAGCUUUGAGAUGUGCUGAAGACUAAGCCACAAACAGGAGCUAAAGGGGAAUUGGGGAGGCAGAAAAAGAAAACAAAUCACUUCCUCUCUCUUCUACCUCCCACUCUCAACCCAAAAUGUUCCUUGUCACUUGCAGAUCACAAGCUGAGGGGAGGGAACAGAGGUAUUUAUAUCACUUAAUAUAAAAAUUACUUUUUUAUAAACUCUUCAAGAAAACUUCAGGAAACACAGUUUUUCUGCUCAUCAAACUGGCAACAGUGACUGUAGAGCUUCUCAGAGCUCAGAAUCCCCUCCUCAUGAAUUCAGGGAGCUGGGGGCUGUUACAUAAAAGGUUGGGAACAGAAAAUCCCUGUGCAGGUCUAAUGGUAUGAAAAGUGCGCAGCUAGGACAAGUCUUAACUUGCAGUCAAGUCUUAAGGAAUUCUUCUCCUAUGUGUGGGCUUUUUGUCUUGUAUAAUCUUUUUUUUUCCCCCUUUUCCAAAUCACCCACCCCCAGUUUCGUGGGCUCCUAGGGAAUGAGAAGGGACUGUAGCUGAAGGAUUUGCUGGGCUACUACUGCCUAAGAACUUCACAUGUUAGAGUGCAAGGAAAAGUCUCAACCGUCAAACCACCUGUGAAUCCCUUGUGUCCUCUGUCUUGUCUGUCAUGGUCUCAGUCUCUGUGGCCAAAUGUUAGCCCUGGAGUCAUAUUUUUUUGAAUUUGUCUCCUGGGGAGGGAGCCUGCUCUGUUCUUCUCCUAAACAGAGGUAGUGGAGACACUGGGCACGGGGUAAGGUGAAUGCAUGCUAAUCGAUGUGUCACUAGGCUGUGGAAUGCUCCACAGACUGGGUGCUGAGAGGGAAAUCCAGGCCUCUGCUUCCAUUUGGUUUCUGGCAGUUUGAUGUUUACUUGGUGUCCUUCAUGUACUUUGACUUUUACUUGUCCAUCGUUGGCAUGUGCUGCCCUCCCCUGUCAACUCCCUUCCCCAGGAGAUCUCAUUGUACAGUGCCCAUUCUUGUUCUCUCUCUCUGUGUUUGGAUGUACUGCUCUGUGUAACUCAGUGGGUCUCCCUCUUUCUGGUUUGUUUUUUUUUCUAGAUUCCUGCCGUUUGUUCAUCGUUGUGCCUAAAGCAUGUCGAUGUGGCGUUCAAGUACAUCGUCCAAAUCCUUGUCUCUUCAGCUUCUCUGAUGCUUGAACUCUCACCUUUGACCUUGUGUUGACCUUUGAUGCUGAUGUGUAUUUUUAUUACGUUUGUUUCUUUCUUUUUUUUUUUUUUGUGCUGCCAAAUUGGUUUUGCUAGAAAGACUGCUGAAGGGGAAUAUUUAAACUUGCAUUUGAAUAUAAAAGAAUUUCUAUUUUUCUAGACCUUCGUAAGAUAACCACUUGAUUUUGUGAAUUUGAUUCUUUGUAAUUGUCUUCAGAGCAGCCUUGCUAGCAUACCUUGUGGAGUAUUUGUAUUUCUGUGAACAUACAGCCAAUCACUUUCUAGGCUUAGUUUUUUCUGUGUGCUUAGUUUUAAAAACACAGUUCGAAUUAAAAGUCAAUUAUAUGGUGUGACUUAAUCUUUCAGGAGACUUCCUAGUCACAUUUUGCUGAUUUGGUUUCUGUGCUUGAGGAGACAGCAUGUGUUUUUAUGAGUUCAAACUUGUGACUUGAAGAGGCAUCAACAGAAAACACUUGAACUACAUUUUCCUCUGAUUGUAGCUACAUUUUUGCCCUGGCAUUUACUGAUUUUUUUUUUAAUUAUUAUUAUUAUUAUUUUUUCCCCCGCUUCCCUGUGUGAUUAUCAGUCUGCAGUGAAAAUUUGAUCAAAGUUGAUGUUGUAUUUUGUUAAGCUCCAGCAUGCUUGGUUUUUUUGUAACUACAAUCUCCUCAGCAAAAUGUGAUGGUUUUGUUUUAAUCUUUCAAACUAAGAUAGUGCCCAGAAAUGUUUUGCAUGUUUCCUGCUGUUUUCUUCACAUCCUCGUAUAUAUCACCUUCACCUCUCUGUUUUCUAUAGUUUGUGCAAAAACUGAGCAAUUUAAUGAGUUUCAAAGGUAUCCUUUAAAUUGGUGGUUUUGGUAUGACAAAUAUCUGAUCAGAAGCCACCUGAGGGCAUCUACCUGUGCACUUAGACUGUCUGCCUGACAGAGCACCUGGACCUUGUUCCAUAUCCAGUGCAGUCAGAGGCUCUGAGGGUGCUUGGUUGCACUGUUCACGUAGUAGAAUUUUUGGUGGAAGGGCAUAGCUGGGAGCAGGAAGGUCGGGGAACUUCACAAUAUUUCUGUUUCCAAAGUUAUGUGAAGUCAAGGCUCCUUUCAAACACUUAUGAGCAUUUUGUACAAGUCAGGGCACAUUUCUGUGAAGUCCAUCCCCAGUUUAAGACCAUCAGUCAGAGCUUGGUGGCAGGAUUCUGGAAGAAUCUAGGUUAGCUCGUGAAACAAAGCAUUUUAAAUAUCCCAGAGAAAGCAUUUGUAAACCUGAUCCUACAACUGCUGGCUCUUUUCCCAAGUGACAAGCACAAUACAACAGCCUCUGAAGCUGUUACCUGAACAGGGUACCAUCCCCAGCUCUCUUCUCAAGGGCCUUAGCUGGGGAAUCUCUGCGGAGAUUUUUUAAUUUUUGUUUAGUUUUUAAUUGGGUAAUGAGCUGAGCAGUUUUGCUGGCUUGCAGGAUGAACUAGAACAGGUUACUGCUCUCUGGGUAGCAGGCUUCCCCCUGCCCUACAUACCGUCUGCACAGGUAGGAACUGGGAAGUAGCUUCUAGAUGAAGGCACCUGAAGAGUGUGUGCUGUGAUGAAGUUUCAGUCAGCAGCAGCAAGCUAGUGUAGGUAUCUUAACAGUAGAAAUAAUGUGAAAUGAAAUCCCAGGAGAAGGGUUUUUGCUGAGAAAACAAAUAGAGUUUCAUUGGAUAGAAAUCUUAAUUUUGUCCAGUGUUUGGGAUAAUGCAAAGAUGUAAAGAUUUUUUUCUACCCUACUCCCGAGUUGGCUGAGGAUACUGUAUUCUCAAUAGGUGUUGACCAGACUUGUGUAGACAGUCCUUAAUCUGCUUAUAAAACAGAGCAUGUUUGGAUAUGGUACAUAUACCUGGGAGUGAAAUGUGAGGCUGGAUGAAGAAAGGGUAGAGAUUUAUUUAUUUGGGAAGUAGGGUUGUGGGCUGGCUGCUGUUAGUCCCACAGUCUGAAUGCACAGGGCUGUGUGCCAGAGGGCACUGAUGCCCUGCAGUGUAUGGAGUAACUAUCAAUACAUUUCUGUACAUGCGCAUUUGGUUCCAUAAGGAACUUUGGGGAAACCUGUGGAAAAUUAUCUGAAGAAAACCAAAAUGCCAAAUGUUGGGUGUUUCUUUCCUUUCUUCUUUCCUUUCCUUCCUUUGGUUGUUUUAAUUGUUCUGUGGUGGUUUUAAUGGAUUUGAGACAGUGGAGCAGCAGCUGCCUUUCUGAUUUUUGGCUGCUUUUUGUGAAUAAUUUAAAAAGAAAAUUUACAUUUUGGAGACAAACCUGUGGGCUUUUUUAUUGGUACAAACAUUGUAUUUAACACUAGGGGUUUUGUACAGUUUUUUGCCUUUUCUACUAGAAAACAAUGUAAAGUGAUUCACAAUGUGACGAGAAAACAAAUUGCCACUAUGACCAAAUGUAGAGUCUGUUCUGCAGUAACAGGAUUUAAUCAACUCGAAGUCGUGGUUCAGUCGUAGAAAUGCUUUUCUUUACCUUGUUUGAGCUGUUCCUUUUCUUCUUGUUUUGAUUUGCAAAACAAAAUGUCUUUUUGUGUGAAAUUGUGUUGUACUCUGUAGAGAAUUUACUUUAAUGGUUUAAAAAGCAGAGGAGCGCAUGUUGCUUUUCUGAUCUGAUCACAGAGUUUGUGUAGUGGAUUUAAAAAUGAAAAGAUUUGUUACAAGUUUGGAACAAGCAAGUAUGUGUUAAAGGAAUUUUUCUUCCUUUUGUGUGUGUGUGUGUUUUUUUUUUCUUUUUGUCCCAAAGGGCAACUUAAAGCUGUUUUAAUUGCACAGACACACCAACAACAAGUCAUUUUGUAUAUGCCAAGUGUGGUACCUUCCUUUGUUUAUUUGCUAUUAAACUGUUUGAGAAGA